Molecule: messenger RNA, 1692 nt
Organism: Colletotrichum paranaense
Lineage: Eukaryota; Fungi; Ascomycota; Sordariomycetes; Glomerellales; Glomerellaceae
Product: carboxylesterase
Exons: 4
Coding region: 1-1692 (563 amino acids)
Source: RefSeq, a predicted model, not a curated record
AUGAUGCACUCUGGAGUUGGCUUUCCGGCGGCUCUGUCGAUUAUCCUUCUGCUCGCUCAUGAUGUUUCUGCAGGACCAACGGUGAAUGUGUUGAACGGCUCCUAUGAGGGCUUGUCUCUUCCCAGCUAUCAGCAGGAUGUUUUCCUUGGCGUUCCAUAUGCACAACCUCCUACUGGCAACCUCCGCUUCAAGGCACCUCAAAGCAUCGACUCAACGUGGAAUGGCACUCGCCCUGCGACAGAGUAUGGAGACAUUUGCAUGCAAUACACCGCUCCUCCUAGCCACCCAAUGUCUGAAGACUGUCUGUCACUCAACGUCAUCCGCCCGAGCAGCCUCGACAGUACCGGACUCCUUCCUGUCGCUCUGUGGAUUCAUGGCGGCGGCCUAUACGCAGGUUCGUCCAGAGACAGCAACCUCACAAACUUUGUGGACCAGGCCUCUGCAGCACAGAAGCCUCUCAUAGCCGUUUCCAUCAAUUACAGACUUUCGGCGUUUGGGUUCCUCUGGGGGUCUGACGAGGUGAAAGCCAACGGCAGCGCCAACAACGGUCUGCGGGACCAGCGCCUGGCCCUCCACUGGAUCCAAGAAAACAUUGCCUUCUUCGGCGGCGACCCGCACCGUGUUACAAUUUUUGGUCAGAGCGCCGGAGGCUUGUCCGUCGGCAAACAACUCAUUGCCUACGGAGGCAGAGAUGACGGCCUGUUCCAAGGCGCGAUCAUGCAGAGCGGCGGCAUGGCCGAGAAGUGGCCCUAUAACGUGAAGGACCCAGCUGCCUACACCCGAAAUCUCUACCGGAACCUGACAGAAACGACUUCUUGCUCCGAAGCAGCCAGUCCGCUCGAAUGUCUUCGCAACUUGCCCGUGGGGGUCAUUUCCGCUGCCCUGAACGUGAGCGCCACGCCGGUGUUCUCGGGCACAGGUCUUGGUCCUUGGCUGACUCAGGUCGAUGGCGAUUUCCUCCAAGACGGGCCAAUUGCGUCUCUCGAAAAGGGCCAUUUCGUCCAUGUGCCAAUCAUGUACUCCGUCACCACCGACGAGGCAACCGUCUUUAUGUUUGGCGGAAAGUUGGACACGGAUGACGACUUUAGGGCUCUGGUCGCAGCAGGGGGUCCAGAUGGCUCAACUGUCUCUGCUAUUGAGCGACUGUAUCCCAACACCAACGGUACUGGGCUUCCGGCCGGGUACAGUCCGACUGCUGAAGACAAUCAGCUGUACGGAUCUCAGUGGAAACGCGGAGCCGAGUUCCAUACUGAUGUCGUUGAGACUACUUCCAGGCGUAUGACGCUGAAGGCCUGGGCCGCUGCUGGCGCGGAAGCCUAUUCAGCUCGCGUCAACCUGUUGCCUCCAAGCACCACUCCUCGCCUGGGAUCUCACCAUUCCAUGGAUAUCUCUUUCAUAUUCGACGCUCUUGACGAAGAAACCCUUGGCGAGUUACAGUUUGCGACGGCAUCAAAGCUCAUGGGUAGGACAUGGGCGUCUUUCGUAUCGGAUCUCAACCCGAAUAAUCAUGGAGUCCCCGAUACCCCUAUUUGGCCGGCGUGGACUGCCGAGAAGUCGAACAAGACCGGCUCCAAUUUCGUUUCCAACGCUAAUAGCGAUCCAUGGUCUAUGUCAUUCAUCGAAGUGGAUGAUUAUCGUCUGCGGCAGACAACGUAUUUGGCAAGUGUCAUGCAGAGUCAAAUGUAUUACUAG